AAAGAAAUCGAAGUGUGUUAAUCAUGCUGAUCAGCAAGGGCCAGGGAUUCCUUCACUUUGGUGUGUGUCUCUGGUUGUAUAUAUUCACACCUGUCUUGAAAGGCUGCGGAGGUUGUGCAUCGGAGGAGAGACUCUUUCACAAACUGUUUUCUCAUUAUAACCAGUUCAUCAGGCCUGUGGAAAAUGUUUCAGAUCCUGUCACAGUGCAUUUUGAAUUGGCCAUCACACAGCUGGCCAAGGUGGAUGAAGUAAACCAGAUCAUGGAAACCAAUUUGUGGCUACGUCACAUCUGGAAUGAUUAUAAAUUGCGCUGGGACCCAAUGGAAUAUGACGGUAUUGAGACACUUCGUAUUCCAGCAGACAAGAUCUGGAAGCCUGACAUUGUUCUCUAUAACAAUGCUGUUGGUGACUUCCAAGUCAAAGGCAAGACAAAAGCUCUUCUGAAAUACGAUGGCAUGAUAACCUGGACUCCACCAGCUAUUUUUAAAAGUUCCUGUCCCAUGGAUAUCACCUUUUUCCCUUUUGAUCAUCAAAAUUGUUCCCUGAAAUUUGGAUCCUGGACAUAUGACAAAGCUGAAAUUGAUCUUCUGAUCAUUGGAUCUAAAGUGGAUAUGAAUGAUUUUUGGGAAAACAGUGAAUGGGAAAUCGUUGAUGCUUCUGGCUAUAAGCAUGACAUAAAAUACAACUGUUGUGAAGAGAUAUACACAGAUAUAACCUAUUCUUUUUACAUUAGAAGAUUGCCAAUGUUUUACACCAUUAAUCUGAUUAUCCCAUGUCUUUUUAUUUCAUUCCUAACUGUGUUGGUCUUUUAUCUUCCUUCUGAUUGUGGUGAAAAAGUGACACUUUGCAUUUCUGUUCUGCUUUCUCUGACUGUGUUUUUACUGGUGAUCACAGAAACCAUCCCAUCAACAUCACUGGUGAUCCCCUUGGUUGGGGAGUACUUACUCUUCACCAUGAUCUUCAUCACUCUGUCCAUCGUGGUGACUGUGUUUGUGUUGAACAUACACUACCGCACCCCCACAACACACACUAUGCCCAAGUGGGUGAAGGAGGCUUUCCUUCAAUUGUUACCCCAGAUCUUGAUGAUGAGGAGGCCUCCGGACAAGCUAAGGGAGACAAGUACUGAUAAAAAAGCCAAAGGCAUUUCCAGUAGGCCAGCCAAAGUCAAGUUUGAUAAUCACAGAGAGCCCAGAUUUCUUAAAGAAUGCUGCCACUGCCAUAAGUCAAGUGAGCUUUCCACCAGCAAGAGAAGGUUAAGUCAUCAGCCUUUACAAUGGAUGACAGAAAAUUCAGAGCACUCACCGGAAGUUGAUGAUGUCAUUAAUAGUGUUCAAUUCAUUGCAGAAAACAUGAAGAGCCAAAAUGAAACCAAGGAGGUGGAAGAUGACUGGAAAUAUGUGGCCAUGGUAGUGGACAGAGUAUUUCUUUGGGUAUUUAUAAUUGUCUGUGUGUUUGGAACUGCAGGACUAUUUCUACAGCCACUUCUGGGGAACACAGGAAAAUCUUAA
Talpa occidentalis (Iberian mole) is the source of this 1508-nucleotide messenger RNA. RefSeq names its product cholinergic receptor nicotinic alpha 6 subunit (gene CHRNA6). NCBI's taxonomy places the organism in Eukaryota, Metazoa, Chordata, Mammalia, Eulipotyphla, Talpidae. The transcript has 7 exons. Gene Ontology annotation, molecular function: transmembrane signaling receptor activity; acetylcholine-gated monoatomic cation-selective channel activity. Bases 24 to 1508 code for a protein of 494 amino acids. The record is from RefSeq and is a predicted model, not a curated record. Gene Ontology annotation, cellular component: neuron projection; postsynaptic membrane; synapse. Gene Ontology annotation, biological process: chemical synaptic transmission; nervous system process; monoatomic ion transmembrane transport.